AAAGUUCUCCCUUUGUAGUGUUUAUAGAUAGAUAACCUCACUCUGCAACUGUAACCCUUUCGCCGCCGUGUCUCCAUCGGAAACCCCCAACUUCCGUUGAGCUUCACCCUUGAACGCCUUUCUGCUCGAUUUGGGAGAUUCAGCAUCCCAACCCGUCGUUGUUCAACAAUCACCGCCUUUUGUUCCAUAUUCCAAGGUUUUAGGGGUAUCCAUGGAGACUCAAUCUGAUGGUAAUGAGGAUGCUAUAGCUACCAUUAAAGAUAUUAGGCAACAGCUUGAAGCUCGCAUCGAUUCCCAGCACAAGGCUCACAUGGAGGUGCUUGGUAAUAUACAAGCCAUAAUACCUAAUCUUGUCUCGUCGCUUGACCUUUCUCUCAAGGUUGUCUCUUCGUUCAACCAUCGUCCUUUUGCUCCGACACCUUCCCUGCCUCCGCCUGAUCCUAAAUUGAAUCCUAAAAAAGCUUCUAAGUUAGCUCACCGUUCUAAUGCUGAAACCAGCACUGAUGGCUCUGUUGAGGCUGACUUGUUGAAUCCCAAGAGUCAAAAGACCGAUAAGCCUCUGGAUUCAAACCAAGCUUGCCAGGUAGAGUCUGAGAGGCUUAGUCCAUUAGCUGUGGUUCGAACAAUGGUCGCUGUUUGUCUGUUAGGGCGAGUACCCUUCUCACCAAUUGAUUCUUCCACUGUGUUGAGGGAAUUGGAGAAUGAUCAGACAGUGACACCGGCAGAGAAGGCUGCACUUCAGGAGCUUGGGGGUGAUUCAGGGGCUAUGCAUGCUGUGGAGAUGGCUUUGAGGUCAAUGGCAGAUGAUAAUGGUGGUAUUGAAUUGGAGGAGUUUGUGGUGAGUGGCAAGGCAAGAAUUAUGGUUUUAAAUAUAGACCGAACUCGGCUUUUGAGAGAAUUGCCAGAAAGUGCACACUAUCAGCAGAUUGAAUCAAGUUCUGGAGAUGGGAAUGUGAAUCAAAAUCAAGGUCAGAAAAUUACUACUAGUGGCCCUAAUGUGAAUGGUGGUUUGCUUGGGAUGGCAAGACCAGUUCUGAGGCCACCAAUGUCUGAUAUGUGGAUACCUCAUGGGGACCCCCAUAUGUCAGGGUUACAACCAAUAUUUUCAGGAGGACCAAGGGGUGCACCUAGAGUAGUGGGCAUGAUUGGGACACAUAGAGGUAUAGGUAUUCCAUCAAUGCAUAGACCCCCGUUGGGGCCAAAUGCACCAGGGAGUAGUCCUAAUGGAAUGCCACAGAAACCAAGUACAGUGGAGGAUGAUAUGAAGGAUCUUGAAGCUUUGUUGAAUAAAAAAUCAUAUAAGGAGAUGCAACAAUCUAAAACCGGUAAGGAGCUUUUGGACCUAAUUCACCGACCAACAGCAAGAGAGACUGCUGUAGCUGCCAAGUUCCGAACAAGAGGUGGUUCUCAGGUGAGGCAAUACUGUGACUUACUGACAAAAGAGGAUUGCCGACGUCAGUCCGGUUCCUUUAUGGCAUGUGUUAAGGUUCAUUUUAGACGUAUCAUUGCUCCUCAUACUGACGUCAAUUUAGGAGACUGUUCCUUUCUUGAUACCUGCCGACACAUGAAGACAUGCAAGUAUGUUCAUUAUGAGUAUGAUCCUGUACCUGACAUGCCUCCGACAAUGAUUGGUGGUGCUCCUCUUCCUCCCAAACCACUAAAGCAACGUGCUGAAUAUUGUUCUGAAGCGGAACUUGGUGAACCACAAUGGAUCAACUGUGACAUACGCAACUUUAGAAUGGACAUUUUAGGUCAAUUUGGAGUAAUAAUGGCAGAUCCACCAUGGGAUAUUCACAUGGAACUUCCUUAUGGAACAAUGGCUGAUGAUGAAAUGCGCACUCUUAAUGUCCCUGCUCUGCAAACUGAUGGGCUUAUAUUUCUGUGGGUAACUGGACGUGCAAUGGAACUUGGACGGGAAUGCUUAGAACUUUGGGGAUAUAAGCGUGUUGAGGAGAUCAUUUGGGUGAAAACAAAUCAACUUCAGCGAAUAAUCAGAACUGGACGUACUGGUCACUGGCUCAAUCACAGUAAGGAACAUUGUCUUGUUGGAAUAAAGGGUAGCCCUAUAGUGAACAGGAAUAUUGACACUGAUGUUAUUGUUGCUGAGGUUCGGGAAACAAGCCGCAAGCCAGAUGAGAUGUAUCCUCUGCUGGAGAGGAUAAGUCCAAGAACAAGAAAGUUGGAAUUGUUUGCUCGCAUGCACAAUACUCAUGCAGGAUGGAUGUCUCUUGGUAAUCAAUUGAGUGGUGUAAGAUUGGUUGACGAGGGGCUGCGGGCAAGGUUUAAGGCUGCUUACCCAGAUGUGGAGGUGCAGCCAUCAUCACCUCCCAGAGCUUCUGCUAUGGAAGUGGACUCUAGUGUUCCUGCUCCUACGAGGAGUCCAUUUGCAGUCACAGAACCAAAAUCCACAGCGGCGCAGUCUGCAGAGCCUGCAGCUCCAGCAACUUCCAUUGCUUCAGAGGAGAAGUCAAUGGCCAUUGAUGUGGUGGACAUUGGCUAAGUGUGCACCUAUUCAAUCAUGAUUCAUAGGGAAAAUUCCUCGAUAAAGCUCAAGGGAAAAUAACAAUUUGACCUUUGUACCAUUUUUAAUUUGUACUUUUCUCUGGCAUUUUUCUUUUCUAUUUUGCAAAGGUGAGGUGUAGCAAGUUUUGGGCAAGAAAUACCUGAUUGGAGAGAGGAUGCUUAUGUAAAUUACAUAAUGCUGUAACAGUUUUUUAGAUAUGAGAAUUGUAGUAAAAGUAGCAUUCUAGUUGUACGUGCUGCUAUAUUAAUUUCAAUCUGAUGUUAAAGGCAUCAAUGUUGUGAA
Molecule: messenger RNA, 2806 nt
Organism: Lotus japonicus
Lineage: Eukaryota; Viridiplantae; Streptophyta; Magnoliopsida; Fabales; Fabaceae
Product: N6-adenosine-methyltransferase MT-A70-like
Exons: 8
Coding region: 212-2500 (762 amino acids)
Cellular component (GO): RNA N6-methyladenosine methyltransferase complex
Source: RefSeq, a predicted model, not a curated record